Molecule: messenger RNA, 1514 nt
Organism: Lotus japonicus
Lineage: Eukaryota; Viridiplantae; Streptophyta; Magnoliopsida; Fabales; Fabaceae
Exons: 6
Coding region: 68-1108 (346 amino acids)
Molecular function (GO): oxidoreductase activity; zinc ion binding
Source: RefSeq, a predicted model, not a curated record
CUGCAUUACACAAAUUCAGACAAGUUGAAGGUGAAAAACAAACAAACAAACCUCGUAGAGUAUCGAAAUGGAAGCAUUGGUGUGCAAGAAACUGGGUGAUCCAACAUUGGGUCUAGAAGACAACAACACCCCAAUAAUCCUCUCAAAGAAUCACCCUAUUCCUCAACUCGAUUCUCCCACUUCUGUCAGAGUGAAAAUCAAAGCCACAAGCUUGAAUUUCGCAAAUUACUUGCAGAUUCUGGGCAAGUACCAGGAGAAACCCACUUUGCCAUUCAUCCCCGGAUCCGAUUAUUCUGGCAUCGUUGAUGCCGUUGGUUCCAAAGUUGAAAGCUUUCGUGUUGGGGACCCUGUUUGUUCCUUCAUCGCUCUUGGCUCUUUCGCUGAGUAUCUUGUUGUUGACGAGACCCAGUUGUUUCGCGUGCCGGAUGGUUGUGAUCUUGUUUCUGCUGGAGCACUUGCUGUGGCGUUUGGUACUUCUCAUGUAGCACUUGUCCAUAGAGCUCAGUUGACAUCUGGUCAGGUAUUGCUGGUGUUGGGUGCAGCAGGAGGUGUGGGCCUUGCAGCUGUGCAAAUUGGAAAAGCAUGUGGUGCCAUUGUCAUUGCUGUUGCUAGGGGAGCUGAAAAGGUGCAGCUAUUGAAAUCGCAUGGUGUUGAUCAUGUGGUGGACCUGACUAAUGAAAAUGUUACAGAGAGUGUCAAAGAGUUCCUGAAGGCCAGAAAGCUUAAGGGGAUUGAUGUCCUGUAUGAUCCGGUAGGAGGCAAGCUGACUAAAGAGUGUUUGCGGCUUCUCAAAUGGGGAGCUAACAUUUUGAUAAUCGGGUUUGCAAGUGGAGAAAUUCCGGUCAUCCCUGCUAAUAUAGCUCUUGUCAAGAAUUGGACAGUUCAUGGCCUUUAUUGGGGUAGCUAUAAAAUACACCGCCCACGUGUUCUUGAAGAUUCUCUCAAGGAGCUACUGUCUUGGUUGGCAAGAGGCAUGAUCUCCGUCCACAUUUCUCAUUCUUACCCCCUGUCAGAGGCCAACCUUGCCUUUGGUGCCAUCAAAGAUAGGAAAGUUAUUGGGAAGGUGAUGAUUGUGUUUGAUGAGAAAUCUACUAGAUCUAAGCUGUGACCCUGCUGAAAUUAUGCUAUACAGUUGAAGAUUUUGUCAAAGAACACGAGCAUUGAGGUUUAUAUUGCUGACCAAGGAGAUGCUAGCAUGGGAAGAAUCAAAAUAAAUGGAGCAAUAAUUGCCAAAGUUAUUUACAAUUACCCCAUUGUCUUUCAGCCCCGCCCCCAUCUAGAAGCUGUAAGCAUGUUUGGAAAAUUUUCUACAAUUGAUUAUAAACCCAAAAUCAAUUAUGAAGUUAAGUUUUUGGGAGUAGUUUCUGGGUGUUAUAAUUGAUUCAAAGAAAAAAUAAGCUGAUCUAAACCUGCUAAGUUGCUAACCCUUAUGUAAUAUUUAGCCUCUAAAAUUUAUUUUUAUUAAGUUAUAGUUAUAGUACAGCUGGCAUAUAUAUUAUACUGUGUUUCAAAGA